This is a messenger RNA of Caenorhabditis auriculariae, 5715 nucleotides long. NCBI's taxonomy places the organism in Eukaryota, Metazoa, Nematoda, Chromadorea, Rhabditida, Rhabditidae. The record is from the annotation of a GenBank genome assembly.
AUGAUUGAAUUUUCAAAUUUUCAGGACAAGAAGCACUGCUGCUUCAACCUGCAAUCGUCCCUUUACAAACGCUACAUCAAGUACUUUUUGGAGAACGAAAACGGUAGGGUUACUGUAGAUUAUUCUUAUAAAGCUAUUUUUGAUAACAGAUUCCAUGGACGUCUCGGACAUCCGGACGAACUGGCACAUUGAGAAUUCCUGGAUCAAGAAAACGACUCAGGAUGGAGAUAAUAAGUAAGGAAUCGUUCCAAAAAUGCUUCUCAAUGGGUUGAUUAAAUUAAAAAUCACAAAAAGGGCUUCUCAUUUUGGAAUAUGAGCCCAAAAAGUUGAAGAAAAAGCAAAAAAUCCGCAAAAAGAACAUACUGGAAAACUUUUUAGUGGCCACUAUAGGGAUUUGACGUUUUAGUGGCCACUAUAGUCAAAUUAGUCAAAUUAGUGACCACUUAAGGGGUUAAAAAUAAGUGGCCACUAUAGAGGUCGAAGUGCUACUACUAGACCACUAAAAAUUUUAGUGGCCACUUUAGGGAUCAAUGGAUAAACAUAACUGGUCCAAUCUGUAUGUAUGAAAUUAUCAGUGUUACUGGAAGGGAUACUGGAUGAAAAACUACUGAAGUGGCCACUAUAGAGGUGGGUUUAGUGGCCACUUUAGUGUCCUCUCCAAGUAGUCCUUGGCGAGCCUCUAUAGUGGCCACUAAAAAUUUUCCCAAUAAGCUCUUUUUGUCAAGUUUCUCAUUAGAAGACUCAUCCCAACUAACUUUCCCUUUUAAUUUAUCAAAAAAACCUAAUUUUCCACUAAAAAAUGGCAUCAAAUCCAAUUUUCCAGGGCCGAGAAGCUGGAAGUUUGCCUGACGGUUAUGCGAAAAUCGACGACUUUGGCCGUUGAGCUGACCCUUCCUGUUCUGAUUUCAGCCCUAAUUCUCCUGAUUGCUCCAUUCUUCGGCAAAUUCAAGCAACAGGUUGGACUUCUUUACUGAAAUUUCGAAAAAAUGGCUUUUUUUGGAGAGUCAAAGGAGCUUUUCUCAUGGGGGAAGUGUGAAAGCCAAUCCGAAAAAUCUACAGAGUUCACCAAAAACCAGAUAAUGAGCCGCGUUUUCAAAAAAAUUAACACUUCCUUCCAAGUUCCUAGGAAAGUUUAUUAGUGGCCACUUCAGGGAUUUGACGUUUAAGAGGCCACUAUAGUAGUCAAAUCAGUGGCCACUCAAGUGUUUAAAGUUUAGUGGGCUCUUAAGGGGUCUAAGUGGUACUAUGAGUCCCCUGAAAACUACUAUAGUGGCCACUAAAACGCAAAAUAGUGGCUUAUAUAGAGAUGAUUUUAGUGGCCACUUUGGUUGAAAUCUAGGGACCUCUUUAGAGGUCUUAGUGGUACUAUGAGUCCACCACUGAAAACUACUAUAGUGGCCACUAAGAAGAAAAUAGUGGCUUCUACAGAGAUGCUUUUAGUGGCCACUUAAGUGGUUGAAAUCUAGGGACCUCUUUAGAGGUCUUAGUGGUACUAUGAGUCCCCUGAAAACUACUAUAGUGGCCACUAAGACGCAAAAUAGUGGCUUAUAUAGAGGUGGUUUUAGUGGGCACUUGAGUGGUUGAAAUCUAGGGACCUCUUUAGAGGUCUUAGUGGUACUAUGAGUCCACCACUGAAAACUACUAUAGUGGCCACUAAGAAGAAAAUAGUGGCUUCUACAGAGAUGGUUUUAGUGGUCACUUAAGUGGUUGAAAUCUAGUGGCCUCUUUAGAGGUCUAAGUGGUAUUAAAAGUCCCCUGAAGACUACUAUAGUGGCCACUAAGACGCAAAAUAGUGGCUUCUAUGGAGGUGGUUUUAGUGGCCACUUUAGUGCCCUGUCCAAAUAGUCUUUCAGGAACUUCUUAAGUGGCCACUAGAGUUUUUUUCCCAGCUUUUUUUAAAGAAAGAAGAUAAAAAUAUAAGAAUUUCGCUGUUUCCUUUAAUGAAGAUGUUAUCAUACAUUUUUUUCCAGAACUUAAAAAUUACCAGAAAAUUCCAGAUCCAAGUCAAGAUGUUCGCCCUUUUGCUGCAGUUCAUGAGCUUCCAAUUCAUGGCCGAGAAGACCCCUCAACUCGGCUUCGGCGAUACGAUUCCUAAAAUUUGUUAGUUAUUUUUUCAACUUCACGAAAAAAAAAAUUUGAUUUCAGAUAUUUUCUACGCUUUCACUAUUGGAAUGACGGUGAUCAGCUUGAUCGCAACAGUCAUUAUCGCUGCCAUGAGCCGAAUUAAGAGGAAGGUUCCUCCAGGUGGGAUUUUUAUGAAGUGAGAAUGUUAAGAUAGGGAAAGAGAGCUCGAUCCAACCAUUUUUAUUUUAAAACUUGCAAUUUAACCAUUUUUUUCUACUUUUUCUAUAAUGCUGGAAAGUCGAUAAAGACAGGAUUUUAUCAAUUUUACACUUUUUGAAAAAAAUAAAAAAAUUUUUAUAAAGCUAGAAGGUCCUUUGAGGCAAUAGUUUAUCAAUUUCUGGCUCGAAAAAAAUUCUCUAACAUUUUUUUAUAAUGCUAGAAAGUAGUUGAAGGCUGAAUUUUAUCAAUUUCUAGCCUAAAAAAACGAAAUCAAUUUCGUCCUUUUUUUAAAAAUAAUCAAAAACGUUUUUAUAUAACGCUAGAAGGUCCUUUGAAGCUGAAGUUUAUCAAUUUCUGGCUUGAAAAAAAUUCUCUAACAUUUUUUUUAUAAUGCUAGAAAUUAGUUGAAGGCUGAAUUUUAUCAAUUUCUGGCUUGAAAAAAUCUUCUCGAAUUUUUCUAUAAGGCUAGAAGGCCUUAUAAAGAAACAGUUCAUAAUUUCUGUCUUGAAAAAAAAAUCUCUAACAAUUUUUAUAACGCUAGGAGGCCUUAUAAGGCAAUAGUUUAUCAAUUUUUGGCUUGAAAAAAAUCCCUCGAACUUUUCUAUAACGCUAGAAGGUCUUAGUCGUUAAAGGCAGUAGUUUAUCAAUUACAGACUUGAAAAAAUCUCUCGAGCUUCUCCAUAACGCUGGAAGGUCUUAUAAGGCAACAGUUCUUAAAUUUUCGGCCUUGGAAAAAAUUUCUAACAUUUUUCUAUAACGCUAGUAGGCCUUUCCAUGCAAUAUUCCAUCAAAUUAAGGCUCGAAAAUUUUUUUUCGCAUUUUUCUACAAUGCUAGGAAGUCGCUAAAGGCAGUAGCUUAUCAAUUGCAAGCCUGAAAAAAUCUUUAACACUUUUUCAUAACGCUAGAAAGUCGUGGAAAGCUGAAGUUUAUCAAUUUCUAGCUUGAAAAAAUUCUCUAACAUUUUUCAUAACGCUAGAAGGUCGUUAAAGGGAGUAGCUUAUCAAUUGCAAGCCUGAAAAAAUCUUUAACACUUUUUCAUAACGCUAGAAAGUCGUGGAAAGCUGAAGUUUAUCAAUUUCUAGCUUGAAAAAAUUCUCUAACAUUUUUCAUAACGCUAGAAGGUCGUUAAAGGGAGUAGCUUAUCAAUUGCAAGCCUGAAAAAAUCUUUAACACUUUUUCAUAACGCUAGAAAGUCGUGGAAAGCUGAAGUUUAUCAAUUUCUAGCUUGAAAAAAUUCUCUAACAUUUUUCAUAACGCUAGAAGGUCGUUAAAGGGAGUAGUUUUUCAAUUUCAUGAAUUUUUUUCUCAUUUUUCUAUAAAGCUAAAAAGGUCUUUCAAAGCCAGAUUCUUCAUUUUUGACUCAUUCGGAAGAUUUUCUUGAUUUGGAAAAACGAAAAAAAAAAAAUGAUUUUUCAGCCCAUCGUUACACCCUCCUGGCCUCGGUUCUUAAUGCAAACUUGUGCUGUGGAUCUGAAGACGAGCCGGUUACUGAUGGAACUUCGACGAAGGUUUGUAUAGCCGAUUCAUGGCUAGCUUGGGACGCUAAGGGGCGUGGCCUGUCUCCACAAACCAGAAACUGUCUCUUUUCUUAUCGUGCCAGGACCCAUUUUUAGAUAGCUCAAGUCAGCCGUAAAUCAGCUACAGUGUUCACUUCAUUUUCAACUCAAAAUUCAAAAAAUCAAAAAUAUGAAACCUCGAAAAGUUCGUGAUCCUUUUUGGAGCUGUGUAAUGCAACUGUUUCACAGCUGAAAACGUCUUUUUUUUUCUUGCCUAAACUCUUUCAAAAUGAUAAUUUACUAUUGAGAGCCCUCUAAUAUAUAGUCAAUGUUUCCCGACUUGAAAGGCGAGGGAGGCGGGGCAGGGGGCGGGACGCGUAGCGUGUGCGUACGCGGUUCUUGGCACGAGUUCAAUUCAACCGCCAGAAAGCAUUCAGAGAGCUCAUUUAUCGCUCUUUUAACUUAUUUUUUAAUUAUUUAUUGAUUAUGUUAAUUUGUGAAUCAAAAAUUAGUAGAAAAUAAAGAGAAAGAGCGGUUGCCGAUCUUUUCAAAUAGUCGGCGGCAAUUGAAUUGAACUGGUGCCAAGGACCGCGUACGCACACGCUACGCGUCCCGCCCCUGCUCCCGCCCACCUCGCCUUUCAAGUCGGGAAACAUUGACUAUAGAAAAGGCUCUGUUUUUUUAAAAAGAAACAAUAAUUUUUUUAUCAAUAAAAUUGGCACAAGAAAAAAAUAUUUUUUUACCAGUUAUCUUUUUAUUUUCUUGAAGGAAAUUUGUCAGUACUCGGUAACCCGGACGUUUCGGGGAGCCAAUUAAUCACUUAAGGGUGCUGACACCGCUAAAGUGGUCACUAGAAAUUUUCAGGAUCGUCCGGGGCAUUACCGAGAUACAGUAGUCAUUCAAAAAUUUUAUCAAAAAUAUUCUAAAUUCAGAACAUAUACAAGUUUUCAAGGAACAUAUUCACUAUGCAAGUUCGCAAAAAAUCUCCAAACGUCCGCAUUUUAAAGAUGUCUCAGAAUAACUCCUAUAGUGGCCACUUAUAUUAGUUUUUCUGUCUUCUAAAACUACAGAAAACCUUUUUUUUUAAAGCUUAUCAAAAAUGAAAUAAAAACCAAACCGUCCGCAUUUUAAAGAUGUCUUAGAACAACCCCUAUAGUGACCACUUAAAUUGGCUUUUCUUUUUUCUGAAUCCACUGAAAACCUGUCUAUAUUGAAAGAGAAGAAAAACCCAUCAAAAAUGAAAUAAAUAUCAAACCGUCCGCAUUUUAAAGACGUCUCAGAACAACCCCUAUAGUGACCACUUAAAUUGGCUUUUCUUUCUUCUGAAUCCACUGAAAACCUGUCUAUAUUGAAAGAGAAGAAAAACCCAUCAAAAAUGAAAUAAAUAUCAAACCGUCCGCAUUUUAAAGACGUCUCAGAACAACCCCUAUAGUGACCACUUAAAUUGGCUUUUCCGUCUUCUGAAUCCACUGAAAACCUGUCUAUAUUGAAAGAGAAGAAAUCCCAUCGAAAAUGAAAUAAAUAUCAAACCGUCCGCAUUUUAAAGACGUCUCAGAACAACCCCUAUAGUGACCACUUAAAUUGGCUUUUCCGUCUUCUGAAUCCACUGAAAACCUGUCUAUAUCGAAAGAGAAGAAAUCCCAUCGAAAAUGAAAUAAAUAUCAAACCGUCCGCAUUUUAAAGACGUCUCAGAACAACCCCUAUAGUGACCACUUAAAUUGGCUUUUCUUUCUUCUGAAUCCACUGAAAACCUGUCUAUAUUGAAAGAGAAGAAAAACCCAUCAAAAACGAAAUAAAAACCAAACCGUCCGCAUUUUAAAGAUGUCUCAGGACGCGACCGCCGAUUGGGUUCAAAUUCACUCGGCCCUGAACAACAUCACCUCGACGGUCACGAUGAUCGUCUACGUCAUCGGGGCGAUCAUCAUCGCCUUCUAA